Messenger RNA from Leishmania major strain Friedlin, 309 nucleotides. RefSeq lists its product as hypothetical. The coding region runs from base 1 to 309 and encodes 102 amino acids. NCBI's taxonomy places the organism in Eukaryota, Euglenozoa, Kinetoplastea, Trypanosomatida, Trypanosomatidae. The transcript has a single exon. The record is from RefSeq and is a predicted model, not a curated record.
AUGCCUUUCACUUCACUCAUGAGUUUUCUCUCGAGUGGGUGGGUGUCUGCCGCCGAGUCCACCACGACAGCGACAACCACGAACAUCUUGUAUGAGCUGCACGCACACCCUAUCGGCCUUUGCAGCUGGGCCUCUCCGUCGUUGACAGCAGCCUUCGUGUCUCUAGCCUGCGCGUGGCUAGCGGUCGAGGCUGAAAUGGCCACUCCCGCCGCAAGUGUUGUGGUAUGCAGCGCCGUAGUCGUGCGGCACACCUUCUUUACCACAGCGCUAUGUGCGUGCGUCUACUUUGCCUCGGCGCAGGAACCGUAA